Messenger RNA from Ctenopharyngodon idella (grass carp), 2037 nucleotides. RefSeq names its product zona pellucida-like domain-containing protein 1. The transcript is spliced from 11 exons. Gene Ontology annotation, cellular component: cell surface. The record is from RefSeq and is a predicted model, not a curated record. The coding region runs from base 1 to 1251 and encodes 416 amino acids. NCBI's taxonomy places the organism in Eukaryota, Metazoa, Chordata, Actinopteri, Cypriniformes, Xenocyprididae.
AUGGUACAAGGUUCAAAUUCGGCAAACAGCAGGAAAUAUAUUCUCCUCAACGUUUUCCUCUUCCUCCUAGCUACAGAAUUCGACAAAAGCAUUCAGUUAACGUUGAGCGAUUGUGGAUCAGAUUACAGACGUCCAGAGUACACAGACAUCUCGGUGGAGUGUGGAACGGAAUACAUCGGUCUGGCCAUCAAAUUCUGUCCUGUUCUAUACACCGGCUACAAUGAAUCAGAGUUAAUCCUCAACAACGUCUUCAAUAACCCAGAUUGCAAGGGGACCCUCGACGUUACCGCCUCACCUCCAGUGGCCCGAUUUAAGUUCCCGCUUAACUCAACCAAUGCCUGUGGCAGCAAUUUUGUUACGAUCAGAAGUGCAGGGACAGGCGCAUUCUCAGACUUCUCCAACAUCGAGACCGUCAACGUCAGUGGAGUUGUACGAUCGAUAGACAUCACAACAGGCACCGUGACGUAUAACGCCGAGCUGAAGUACUACUACUCGUGCUCCUAUCCUCUGGAGUACCUGAUAAACAACACUCGAGUGGAUGUGUCGGCCUCCUCGAUUGCAGUAAAAGACAACAAUGGCAGUUUCAUCAGCACUCUGAAACUUAGACUCUUCAGAGACAUAAACUACACCCAGCCUCUCGUCAUGCCUCCCAUUGGUAUUGAGCUGAGGACAAAUGUGUUUGUGCAAGUGGAGGCCACCAACUUGACCUCCCAGUACUUUUUGCUGCUGGACAGAUGCUAUGCCUCCAUUUCCAACACACCUGCCACCAACAACUACUUCAACCUCUUUGUGCCAUGUGAAAUGGAUCGGCUCACUAAAAUGCUGGUGAACGGGGAGAUGCAGCUGGCUCGGUUCUCGUUUCCUGCCUUCCGCUUUACAGAGCAGCAGAACCAGACAGUGUCAACAUACUAUCUGCACUGCAUCACAAGACUGUGUGAAAUAUCAAGUUGCAGCACAUUUAGGCAAUGUGCCAAAAGAAAAAGGAGAGACAUUGCGCCCACCACUCCUUCUGCAAAUGGAGUCACAGACAGCACCACCAUCACAUCUCCAGCCAUCGUCAUACGUGCAGAAAACGUGGUGGCAACAAAAGAGGAAGAUGUAUCAGUCAGCACGAAAAAACCUGUGGACUCCUCUGUGGGUCUCGGCGUGGCUGUGGGUAUCCUGGCAUUCGCCUGCAUCAUGAUCGUGGGAAUGGGAGCACUUUUCUACAAAAGACACUGGUACAACGCACCUACAAAAAUGCCCCGGUGAGCAGAGAUGCCCUGCUCCUGCUCCAAGAGAGGAUCUCCCACCACUGGAGAGCUGAGCAGGGCUCAGCGUAGAACUGUUUUCGGACAACAACUUCAUCUUUCCUAUAGUGUUUCUUGGUGAAUAAUCAUAGCAUAACGUGGUUUAGAAGAGCAACAGUGCAAUACAUCAGCUCUACACAUGAAACUUGUGUUUAAGUGUAGCUUGGACCUGGGGAUACAUGUUAAAAGCACAUCCAAAACAGAGCUUUAAUCCUUAGCAUAUAGAUAAGGCAAUAUGAAUUCUCUGUGAUUUUGUGUUUUUUGAAUUGAAGUGCAUUAAAAUUUAAAGUAUUGCCUGACCCAUCAAAUGAAUCCAAUCCCAGUGAGCACACGCUGUGGUACCUGUAAAGGAAGUAUGAAUGUGUGUGGAGGGUUUGGAAGUGAGAGAGCUCUUUAAGACAGUCCCUAAUAACUUCCAAAAUGUUAAACUGUAUGUGUUAUUUAUUAAAGACUUCUGCUUAACUCUCAUGAAAUGUUGAAACCCCCAAAUCUAAAAUAUACUCAUGUACAGCCCAAAACAUCCCUGCAUUCACAAUGAAACUUGUAACUUUUAAAUUAUCACUUUUGAACACAUACUAUAGCAGAGUAUUAUAGAUUCCUUCUGCUUGUCCAACUUCAUAAAUAAAGAAAUGGGAAUGAAAGCAAUUUUGAAUGAGAGUAGGCUGAAGGAGAGUGCAGCAAUGCGUUGAUUUUUAGAUCUGAAGUUAUGUUCUUGGCUCUGCACUUUGUAUCAUUAUAAUUCCUAUGG